CGGCUGCUGUGGAGAAGAAAGGAGGGUGGCGAUAAACCCUAAAUAUCGUCGCCCGCCUCAGCCGUUGGAGAAGCGAAAGAACGGAAGGGGGAGAGAACCCUCCCCUAGUGUUGUCUUACUUGUUAUCUUUCAGUAGAACAGAUAAGAGCGUCAAAGAUUUUUUAAUUGGUAACCUACAGGAUUGAGUGUCCUCCUACUGGUUACGAAAAACAGCUAAAUAUCACAGGUGUGUUUUGUUACAGCUCAGCAUGGCUGUGGUCAUACGCUUGCAAGGUUUGCCCAUUGUGGCGGGGACCAUGGACAUUCGCCAUUUCUUCUCUGGAUUAACCAUUCCCGAUGGUGGUGUGCAUAUUGUAGGGGGUGAACUGGGUGAGGCUUUCAUCGUUUUUGCCACUGAUGAAGAUGCACGGCUUGGUAUGAUGCGUACAGGUGGUACAAUCAAAGGGUCAAAAGUGUCCUUAUUGCUGAGCAGCAAAACCGAGAUGCAGAACAUGAUUGAGCUUAGCCGUAGGCGGUUUGAAACUGCCAAUGUAGAUCUGCCGCCUGCAAACGCUGGCAGAACUGUGCUGACGCCUGCCGCUGGAAUGGGCGCUACCACUGUGCUAAGCAGGGUAAAUUUGCCAACAACAGUACCCAGUUUUAGCGGCCCUUCAACUAGUGCUGUUGCCACAGUCACUUCGACAAUUGAAAGCAGUAAAAACAUAACUACUUUCUCAACAUCCGGCGUUGGUACCAAUCCACCAACCCUUAGUGCUCCAUAUGGUAACCAAACAUACUCCUCUACAGUGCCUAGUGCACCAGCCCCUUUGACUGCAGUACCACCACCACCAAUGCCUCCAAUGCCAACAAUUCAAACUUUACCACCCUUGCCUGCUAUCCCCACCAUUCCCCCUAUGCCAGUUCCCCCACCAGUACCCACACUACCUCCAGUCCCCCCUGUUCCCCCAAUACCCCCUGUUCCCCCAGUGCCAUCUAUGGCUCCUCUUCCACCAAUGUCUGGCAUACCACCCAUGAACCCCCCUCCCGUGGGGCCAAUCCCUGCUGGUAUGAAUGGCUCUGGAUCCUCAAUGAGCAAUAAUAUGAACCCACUGUUUCUUGGUCCUGUAAAUACAAUUCCAUUAAGUUCUCCAAAUGCUUUAAAGCCACCUCCUUUAAACCACGAUGACCCAUAUGUUUGUCUUCAUGGUUUGCCCGUUCCUGUAUCAGAAGCUGAUAUUAAGGAUUUUUUCCACGGGCUGCGAAUAGACGGAAUUGUGGUUCUAAAAGAUCCUAUGGGCCGCCAUAAUGGUAGUGCAUUGGUGAAACUAAUUACCCCUCAUGACACUUUUGAAGCUCUGAAGCGUAACCGAAUGCUAUUGGGCCAGCGGUUCAUAGAAGUAAGCCCUGCAACAGAGAGACAGUGGAUGGUUUCUGCUGGUCACAUAUUAAAACCACAAAAUGUUGGUCAUCACGGGCCACCUCCUUUGAUGCAGCAACUAAUAACCAGAUCUAAAUCGCCUAGUACACAGUCCCGUCCCAGGUCCAGAUCCCCACAUGAACAUGGCUUCUGUGUUUAUCUGAAAGGUUUGCCUUAUGAGGCUGAAAAUAAGCACGUCAUAGAUUUCUUUAAAAAGUUAGACAUUGUUGAAGACAGUAUAUACAUAGCCUAUGGUUCCAAUGGCAAAGCAACGGGGGAAGGUUUUCUUGAGUUUAGAAAUGAAGAGGACUAUAAGUCGGCCUUAUGCCGCCACAAGCAAUACAUGGGAAAUCGCUUUGUGCAAGUUCAUCCCAUAACAAAAAAGGCAAUGCUAGAAAAGAUAGACAUGAUACGUAAGAAAAUGCAAAGUUACAAUUACAGUGAGCAUAAAGAUGCACCCUUGGAUGCAGAAUUUGAGAAACAUGGCCCACGGCUGUGGGGUCAUCUGUCCAAUUUGCCAUAUAGUAUCAUGAGAAAGGAUAUCUCUCACUUCUUCAUCUCCGAAGGGUUUGCAAUUGAUGAGAACUUUGUGCAGCUCCUUGUAGAUAACAACGGGCAGUGCAUAGGCCAGGCCCUGGUUCAGUUUAGGAGCGAAGAUGAUGCUCGGAAAUCGGAGCGUCUGCACCGCAAAAAAUUGAACGGGAGGGAUGUUUUCUUGCAUAUAGUUAAUUCAGAGGAGAGGAAGGACAUUGAGCUCAACCCACCUUUACAUGGUAGGAGAGGCUCCAAAAUGCCUGUAUAUGUUAAUCCCCCAUCCAUAGAGACCAUUAGUGAUGAGUUUUCCUUCCCUGGUAGUGGCAUAAAGGAUGUUAACGGUCCAAAUUUUAACUUUCCUGUUAACUUCCCCGGGCCGAAUAAUUUUGGACUCCCUGUCCCACCUCCUGUUAUAGGAAGCACCUUUGUAGAGCCAAGACCACCUCCUCCAAUGCCAGCAAAUGUAUCAAGUGCUCCAGUCGAUCCUCAGAGCUUUGGGAGCAGCCCGAAUAGUUUCAGUGGGCCCCCUUCUCCAUUUGUCAGUGGCGGUCCUCCUCCAUUUGGCAGUGGACCUCCAAAUGCAAAUAUACCACCUAACUUUAACACAGCCCCUCCUAAUAUAGGAAGUGGGCCAGCGAUAUUGAAUGCUCCUCCAGGAUUCGGUCCAGGAAACCUAUCCGUUAGUGGGCCACCGGGCUUUGGAGCUGGGGCGGCAAAAUCAGGGCCCACAGUAAUCAGAGUGCAGAAUAUGCCCUUUACUGUUACUGUAGAUGAAAUACUAGACUUCUUUUAUGGCUACCAAUUAAUCCCUGGAUCUGUAUGCUUGAAGUUCAGCGAUAAGGGGAUGCCCACAGGGGAAGCCAUGGUUGCCUUCGAGUCCCGGGAUGAGGCUAUGGCUGCUGUAGUUGAUCUAAAUGACAGACCCAUUGGCUCAAGAAAAGUGAAACUCACUUUGGGAUAACUUUUUUUUUUUUUUUUUUUCAUUAUGUCCAUCCUGCUUUAUGUUGACUAAUAAGCAGAACACUUAGUUUACAUGAGUAGGCUGCUUAACUUAAUAAGUGUAAAUAGCAUUGUUAAAGAUGCUGGGGCAGAGUUUGACCGCUUACAGAAUAAAUCUCUGCAGUAAAUAUUAGCAGUCGGUCUCAUUAUAUGAUGAUAUAGUUUAGAACUGCUUUGGAUACGUUUGUAUAUUCCUAUUAAAGCAUAUCUGUUGUCUUUCACUUUUGAAUUAUUUGAUUUAUAACUGUUGCACAACAAUAUGACACUUCUGUUGUUCCUUACUUUGCCGAACAAUUGUGGGUACAUGUUGGUAGCGGCGCGUUUGAUGCCAAAGCUUUGUAUGGCUAACCCUAUGUUUUACAUCUUCAACCUUGCUGUUUGCUGAUCUGCUCUCAAUCUGUUUUACUUGUGAACUCUUUAAGUGCAGCUGAUCAAAAGAAAAUGUAUAACAGUCAUUUGUUGCCGUUUGGACUGUUUUGUAUACUGACAAAAACUUCACUUUUUGAUUUAUUUAUAUUGUCAAAUAUGUAUGUGGAAUAAGAUUUUUGCCGCUGCUUUACAAUAGAGAAGUUACUUUCUUUAUCAAACAUCUUUCUUUUAUCACUUAACAGAACAAAUAUUAAACAUUAUCCCUAAGAA
Molecule: messenger RNA, 3568 nt
Organism: Xenopus tropicalis (tropical clawed frog)
Lineage: Eukaryota; Metazoa; Chordata; Amphibia; Anura; Pipidae
Gene: rbm12
Product: RNA binding motif protein 12
Exons: 3
Coding region: 249-2891 (880 amino acids)
Molecular function (GO): RNA binding; nucleic acid binding
Source: RefSeq, a predicted model, not a curated record